CCGUAACCUGAAACUGCAGCCUCCACAUUUGGGCACUGGUUGAUGCUUUGCCAGCAGCGAAGCACGAGGUUGGGCUGCCCAACUGACCGGGGUUAUUUAACGUUGCUGGCAGCUCCUCUCGUGCUGGAGUCGGGACGCAGCUGUAACUUUGGUUACACAGUUCUGCUUUUCCCUUCCCUGCAUGAAAUUCAGCUGCUGGGCCCAGUUCUUCUGUUCUUCAGUGCAGCUGUGUGUGAACCUGCAGGGGUGGGAAUUGCAGCAGAACUGGUUUUGCUCCAUUGGACUCCCUGCCCACAAUGGAGCUCACCAUCCUCUUCCUCCGCGCCUGCCUGGCGCUGCUGGCCAUGCCCAUCUACCUGCUGUCCUUCCUGGGUGUGUGGGGGCCGUUCUGCAAGAAGGUCUUUUUCCCUUACUUCCUAGAGAAGCUGUCUACAGUCCACAACAGGAAAACCAAGAAGCAAAAGCAGGAAUUAUUCCGAAAUCUGCCCGAUUUCACCGGACCAUCAGGAGAGCUGAAACUGCUGGAGAUCGGCACCGGGUGCGGUGCCAACUUCCAGUUCUACCCUCCUGGCUGCAAAGUCACCUGCAGUGAUGUCAACCCCAACUUCCAGCAGGGUCUUUCAAGGAGCAUGAGCAAGAAUCAGCACAUCCACUACGAGCGCUUCCUCACUGCAGCUGGGGAGGAUCUGCACCAGGUGCCCAGCGGCUCCGUGGAUGCUGUUGUCUGCACUUUGGUUCUCUGCUCGGUGCAGAGUGUGAGCAAAACACUGAAGGAAGUGCAGCGUGUGCUCAGACCGGGAGGUGUUUUCUAUUUCUUGGAGCACGUGGCUGCCAACCCUUCCAGCUGGAAGCUGUUCUGGCAGCAGGUUUGCCACCCGACCUGGAAACUCGUGUUUGAUGGUUGCUGCCUGACCAGGGAGAUAUGGAAGGAUCUGGAAGAGGCCAACUUCUCGGAGCUGAAACUGCAGCACAUCAGUGUGCCGCUGCCCUGGACUCCCAUUAAGCCCCACAUCAUUGGAUAUGCUGUGAAGUGAUGUGGGGUGCUCCGUGCUGUUCACCUCCAUGAGUCCUGGGCACAAACAGCAUCAGCUAAUCCUGGCCAAUGAAUGUAGGCGGCGUGGCUGAGGACCUUAAUAAAUGUGAAAUGAAAGGAG
This is a messenger RNA of Coturnix japonica (Japanese quail), 1154 nucleotides long. It is a transcript of the gene TMT1A, whose product is annotated as thiol methyltransferase 1A. The record is from RefSeq and is a predicted model, not a curated record. Lineage: Eukaryota; Metazoa; Chordata; Aves; Galliformes; Phasianidae. Gene Ontology annotation, molecular function: S-adenosylmethionine-dependent methyltransferase activity.